UCCAAUCCAAAUCUAAUCAUAUUUUGUAGUAUCGGUGUUGUUACCACUGUUACCAGGGUACCAGGAUGUUCAAGAUGUACUUAGAAAUAGCCUUCGAGGCUGAACUGGACACCAACGAACACCCAGAGCUCUUGGAAAUGGCUCGUGAAGUUUGCGAAGAGUACUCGGACACCAGGGCCUCAGCUAUUCAGGAGCUUAGAGACAUGAUAUAUGAGCGUGGCGAGUGCGCGCCGCGGCGGACGGACGACGAGUUCCUGCUGCGGUUCCUACGUCAACACCGUUUCGUCGUGCGGCGCGCGCACAGACAGUUGGUGCGGUACUGCACAUUUCUUGAGCAGUACCCCGACCUGUACAAAGAUGUGGACCUCUGGGGUCUGGCGAGGUUGGGCGCCGCGUAUGAGGUCUACAUACUUGACCGCCCGGGCGUCGGCCGCAUUUCAAUACUCAGGUUUGGAGCCUGGGAUCCCGACGAACACCCUGGAAUCUUCCUUGUGCAGGUCGCUUUCGCUAUGACAGAGAUCUGGCUUCGACUGCCCAAGUUACAGGUGUUAGGCGGCACGCUUAUCGUCGACUUGGAGAAUAUCACCAUGAAGCACGUCGCCGCGCUGACCCCCACCAUCGCCUAUCAGAUCGUGUGCUUGGUCGGGUUAGCGCUUCCCUGUGCCCCAAACUCCAUCCACAUCAUCAACUACAACUGGCUGCUUCACACCUUCUUCUUCCUCUUCAAACGCUUCAUCCCUAAGAAGGCAUGGAAAAAGAUCCACUUCCACAGGCACGACCUUGGGUCUCUUCAUCAGAUCAUUGACCCUGAGUGUCUGCCGCCUCGGUACGGGGGUACCUGCCGGCAUCAUACCACCAUCGGUCAUUGGUUUAAUAAGGUCAGGCAAUACAGAGAUGAAGCUUUUGAUCAGGAGAUGAAGGAGUAUGGUUGGUUAAUAAAGGAAUAAAGUGAGAAGGAAAUUAUAGCAAGAUCUAGAUUAUUUAGAAUCGCUAAUGAGAUUAUCAAUACCAAAUUUUAACUGGAAAUAUAUGACGAAAGUUUUUCAUACAAAAUGUUCUUUCAUUUUCAAUAUAUUUUUGCACUUUAACCCAAUAGAUUGGGGUAUCGUUCGAUAGGUCUUCAAAACGAAUAAAGGGUCUAAAAUAACCAUU
Cydia pomonella (codling moth) is the source of this 1152-nucleotide messenger RNA. RefSeq names its product clavesin-1-like. The coding region runs from base 66 to 947 and encodes 293 amino acids. The transcript is spliced from 6 exons. Lineage: Eukaryota; Metazoa; Arthropoda; Insecta; Lepidoptera; Tortricidae. Gene Ontology annotation, molecular function: phosphatidylinositol bisphosphate binding. The record is from RefSeq and is a predicted model, not a curated record. Gene Ontology annotation, cellular component: membrane.